GGGAUUCUACUAGUAAUUUAUUGGAAUUCGAGUUUAUAUAUUUCCCCAUACGGGAACAAUAAAUUUCAACCUUUAAAAAUGGAUUCAUCCAAUGAACAGAGGAAGGACUGGCACGACUAUAAGGCAAUGGAGCGAGAUGCCAAGCGUGAGGGCGUUGGUGAGAACGGCACGCGCGCUAAGCUGGAUGGUUCGACUCGAGAUUUGGAAAACAAACUGUUUGCGAAAAAUAUAUUUAAUGCGCUUCUCUCCGAUUAUAUAUCGGUGAAUCGUUCGGUGCCCGAUAUAAGGCCUAAGGAAUGCAAAAAGAAGCUAUACCUUAAAAAGCUGCCACUAGUGAGCAUCAUUAUAUGUUUUUUCAAUGAGCACAGAAGCGUUCUCCUCCGGUCUGUCCAUAGCUUAGUAAAUCGCACGCCCCCCGAGCUACUUAAGGAGAUAAUUCUUGUGGACGACUUCAGCGAUCUUGAAGCUCUGCACGAAUCAUUGGAUGAGUACGUAGCCCUACACUUUAAGAAGGUACGAGUUUUGCGCCUCGCUCAACGAGCUGGCCUGAUUCGGGCACGCAUGGAAGGGGCACGUAAUGCUACCGCUGAGGUUUUAGUCUUUAUGGACUCUCAUGUCGAGGCCGGAUAUAAUUGGCUGCCACCACUCUUGGAACCGAUUGCCCUGAAUAAUAGGACAGUAAUUUGUCCUAUUAUUGAUAGAAUUUUUUACCAUACGUUCCGUUAUAAACGGGUUUUUGGCGUCCGCGGUGGUUUUAUGUGGGAUCUAUACUAUACAAAUGUGCCAAGACUACCCGAAGAUAUGAAGUUCCCAUGGAAACCAUUCAAAAACCCUAUGAUGAUGGGUGGAAUAUUCGCCAUAUUUUCGAAUUACUUUUGGGAACUGGGAGGCUACGAUGAGGGCCUCGAUAUUUAUGGAGGUGAACAGUUCGAGUUAAGUUUUAAGAUUUGGAUGUGUGGAGGCGAAAUAUAUGAUGCACCGUGUUCUCGUGUGGGACACAUCCAACGGGUUCCCCAUUUGCAUCUGUAUAAGCGGAACAACUCACCGAGCUCUCAAAAGGACUUUUUACAUAAGAACUAUAAACGUGUGGCUGAAGUAUGGAUGGAUGAUUACAAGAAGUAUUUGUAUCAGCGAAACAAAACAGUAUAUGACAGAAUUGAUCCCGGUGAUCUCACCAAACAGAGAGCAUUGCGAUCUAAAUUAAAAUGCAAUUCCUUCAGGUGGUACUUGCAUAAUGUGGCUUUCGAUGUUGUUAAUAGAUACCCCCCUAUUGAGCCGCCCGAUUAUGCUCAUGGUGUCAUACAAAAUCUUGGAAAUCCAAAAUUGUGCGUUUUUAGCGUGGACUUCCGCACAAAGCCUGUUGGCCUUAAUAACUGUGAUGGGAACUUGGAGCAUCCACAUUAUUCACAAUAUUGGAAACUUACCUGGCAUCGGGAUUUGCGCUUGAGAGAGCCAAGCUAUUAA
Messenger RNA from Scaptodrosophila lebanonensis, 1464 nucleotides. Its product is annotated as N-acetylgalactosaminyltransferase 6-like. The transcript is spliced from 5 exons. NCBI's taxonomy places the organism in Eukaryota, Metazoa, Arthropoda, Insecta, Diptera, Drosophilidae. The record is from RefSeq and is a predicted model, not a curated record. The coding region runs from base 79 to 1464 and encodes 461 amino acids. Gene Ontology annotation, cellular component: Golgi apparatus.